Geodia barretti is the source of this 739-nucleotide messenger RNA. The record is from the annotation of a GenBank genome assembly. Lineage: Eukaryota; Metazoa; Porifera; Demospongiae; Tetractinellida; Geodiidae.
AGUCAAGUUGAACGGCGGAGGACUUGCAGACCGAAGAGCGGUCCGCAUCCUCAAGAAAUUUGCAGACAGCACAGAGAACUACACAUUCACAUCUAUAUGCAAUACAGAGUGGUGGCCUCAAUUGAACACCCACCAGAGCUGUUGGGAAGAAUAUUCCACAUUCUCUACGAAGAUCUAGAGAUAAUCGACGAGGCUACAUUCCUGGAGUGGCGAGAAAACAGGCGGAGGCCUAUCGGCAAGGGCAACGCAGUUCUCUCGCUCACUGACUUUUCCUGUGGCUCGAGAGUGCCAUCAGGAGAGCGAUACUGAACCCUGAUUGGUCGGUUCGUCGGUUGCUAGGGAGAUUUAGUUGAGGUAUCAUCAAUCGAAGUCAUGUGAUGACUUAUUGUUCAUUGUUGGUGGGUGUGGCUUUGCUGUAAUUUAUUUGUGUAUACAUAUUAUGUGUUAGUGCACUUCAAAAUCAUGUGAUUGAUCAAUUUGUGAGUAUUCUAUAACGACAUGGUGAUGAAGUAGUGAUGUAAUGUGAUUAAAAAGUGGAGCUGUAACGUGAACUCUGUCUCCCCUGGUGAUGCUGUCGCUACGGAGACUGGUAGAGGUCAUGAGGUCACUGUGUUGACGAGCUCUCUGGAUGACGGACACAUCUUCUAGCUCUGAGAAUGGAAGGUCGAUCUGAAGGAGGAGGAUUAGUGCAUGGAGAGAGAAAGCUGCACAUAAAUAUACGGAUGAUGACAUGCAGCAG